This is a messenger RNA of Caenorhabditis angaria, 502 nucleotides long. NCBI's taxonomy places the organism in Eukaryota, Metazoa, Nematoda, Chromadorea, Rhabditida, Rhabditidae. The record is from the annotation of a GenBank genome assembly.
AUGGGAAACUUAUUAGCUGAAGAUAAGGUUUGCUUUUUUUCUGUUUCUUUUAAAUUUAAAUUUUUUGUUUUCAGCGUCAAAUUCGAAUUCUGAAACUUCGUCUCAAAGGUUUGCACGGUCGCACGGUAAAUUUCAAAAUUAAUUACUGUGAAUGAAUAUUAAUAAAAGAGUUUUAUAGACCAAGCUGUUCAAAGUGUGUCAAAACAGAAUGCGCGAAAAUAUUCAAGAACUUCUGAUGGAUAUUGUUGACAUUUCUAGCUAUCUUGAACUUGACGCAUACGAAAAUGAUACAUACAUUCCAUAUGGACUUUUCUGGGUAAGAUAUUUUUGUAAUAUCAUAAAACAUUUUUAAUACAAGUUUUAUAGAGCCGUCAGAACAGAGUUUAUAUUUUUCUAACAUAAAUCUUAUUUUCAGGUUUGGUUCCCUCCAUAUGAAUACGAAUUGGAGGUCAUGCAGAAAGAGUACUUCUUUUUCGAAAGACAUGUGCUCAAAAAAUGGUGA